UUUGACACAAGAAUAUCAAAACAGCUGACACCCCCAGAUUUUUAUCGAAAAGUUUGCGUAGUGAAAUAUGAUUUGUGAUAUGUGUUUCUCUAUUAUAUGAUUAAUUUAAAAAAUAAGUAAGUUUUUUGUUGUGUCGCAGUCAUUGUACUUAGCUAGCAUGGGAAAUGAAAAAAUGAUGCCGAUCAGAGAUAAUCAAGAUGUUGCGUGUUUCUUCGUCACAAAACAUUCAUGGAAAGGAAAGUAUAAAAGAAUAUUCUCAGUUGGAUCCCUGGGGAUAACCACAUAUAAUCCAAACACACUAGAUGUAACGAACCGAUGGGUGUACAAUGAUUUCAUUUCCCUUCAGCCGUUGCCAAAAGCUGGCAAUGCAAAUAAUGAGUUCCAAAUAAGUAUGAAAAAACAGAACAAAAUUGAUAAUAUGAGAUUCUCGUCUGAUCACCGAACACAAUUGUUGACAGAAGCUCUGAAAUUUAGGAAUCACUUUGCGGAGAAACCUAAGGAAAUAUUAAGAUAUCAAGCUUAUAAACAUCACUGGUCCGAUGUACGACUGCCAGUACUAUUAGAAGUGACCCCUUAUUCUUUAGAUCAGUUGGAUCCCACAUCCAAUGUAGUUCUUGCCAGUUAUAACUUUAAAGAUUUCGAAGGAAUUUGUAUAACCUCGGAUUAUCCAGGUGGAUUUGUGAUAGUGUGUGGAGGCUUUGGAAGGCUCCAUUUAUUCCAGUCAAGUGAAUAUGAAGAAAUAAAGAUCAAGUUGAUAGAGAGUGCUGCAAUUAAUUUAGGUUUAACUUUGAAAGUUUUGAGCACUCCCAUUACUCUGGAGGAUUUUCAGAAACAAAGAUUUGGUAAAUACAGUGAUGAUGAACAUUUAACGUCGGUUUGUGAGUUUUCAGUCUAUAAAGUUCACAAAUGCAGACAUCCUGAACCUUUGCGAAGAACCCUAUGCCUUUCAGAAACUUGCAUUUUGGAGAGAGAUCCACAGACGUACAAUAUAUGUACUUUGAAACCAUUAGGAUAUAUAUUUGCUUUGGUUAGAGACAAUAAUAAUCCACAGCAAUUCAGUAUAGAAUACAUAGAUGGCCAAAUAAGGACUUACACAGCAAUUGAUAGGGAUUCUCUAUUAGCAUCACUACUUGAUGGAGUUAGAGCUUCAGGAAACAGAGAUGUUCACAUUAAGAUGACCCCGACUGAACGUGGUUUCAGAUUGGGUCUUCUACAAAUACCUGUCGAAGAAGAGCCUGAAAGUAUUCAUGUCAAAUUUUUAUACAACCCCCCUCCCAAAAAAUCUUUCACUGAAUGCGUCAGAAGAUUCAAUGCAAAUGUACCUUACAGUGGUUUAUUAUACAGUGUUACACAAGAUGGAAUUUUUUCGGAGAACAAAGAAAAAAUGAUAAUAGGUGCCUUGAAUGCAUUAGUCAAAAAUGAAGGUGAUCAAAAAACCAUAAGCGUUUUUGAUCUUGAAGCUCAGUUUCAAGCAUUGAGACGUUUGAUUGCCAGCAAAGUAGGAUAUGCAGCAUUCACAACAUUACCAGGAUUCAGAGAAGCUAUUGGUUUAAAAGUGGUGAACGCUCUUAAACGUCAAGAUUUCGCAGUAACACAUGCUGCAAUCGACAUGGUGUGCGCUCUGAUGCACCCCAUGCACGAAGAGAGCGAUUUAAAACAGGAACAACUGAACAAACUGUCGUUACUUCAAACUAAGAGCUUCCUGGAGAACCUUUUAGACAUGUGGACGUUACAUAUCAACCAAGGUACAGGAGCACUUGUCGUUUCGGCCAUGCUGGAUUUUUUGACGUUUGCGCUCUGCGUUCCCUACAGCGAGACUACGGAUGGAAGACAUUUCGACAGUUUGCUCGAUAUGGUAUCUGAAAGGGGGAGAUCCUUAUUCAGACUUUUCCAGCAUCCCUCAAUGGCAGUCGUUAAGGGCGCAGGCCUGGUGAUGCGCGCUCUAAUCGAAGAAGGAGAACCGGAGACUGCGGCCAGAAUGCAAGAACUGGCCCUUGCCGAAGGUGCUCUGCCCAGUCAUCUUCUUGCAGCCCUUUACACUCAAGGAUCUGACGGCAGACUAUUGACCCAUCGUCAGUUAUCCAGGCACCUAGUAGGCCUCUGGGUUACGGGAAACCCCAUAGCGUUGGGACUCCUGAAGAGAAUAUUGCCAACCGGAUUAACUAGUUUUCUAGAUUCCCAAGACAAGGUUCCAGAGAAUGCCGUGGAACAAGAGCUACUAAACCACCGUGAUAAUCUGAAGCUUGCUCAGGACCAUGCGUCUCGUAAUAAGAAAAAUCCCAAUUGGUUGGCCGUUGAGCGUAAAAUAAAACUGAUGGAAAAGCAAGUCGAGCAUUACACCAAUUUGGCUAUGCAACAUUGGGGUGCGAGAGUUGGAUUGUCGGUUGAAAGGAAGGAUAAGAACAGGGAGAGACCUAUUGUGUUGAGAAAGAGAAGGGAGAGGAUCAAGGCAGAGGCGAAUUGGGCUCUUUUUUAUUAUCAGUUUAAUCAGGAUCACGCUCUUCCGAAUCUCAUUUGGAAUCACAAGACCAGAGAAGAGCUACGCAGUGCCUUGGAGAACGAAGUGAGACUUUUCAGCAAUGAUAGGGAAUUGGCUGGAGCAGCUCUGGUGGCUUGGAAUCAUCAAGAAUUCGAACUAACCUAUCACUGUCUGGCAGACGAGAUAAAGAUCGGAGAUUACUAUCUUAGAUUGCUGUUGGAAAUGGAUGAAAAUAACGAUGAUUCACCAAUAAGAAGAUCCUAUGAGUUCUUCAAUGAUCUCUACCAUAGAUUUUUAUUAACAAGUAAAGUAGAAAUGAAAUGUAUGUGUCUUCAAGCUAUGUCCAUUGUUUAUGGACGAUAUUAUGAGGAUAUUGGACCCUUUAGUGAUACUAAAUAUAUUAUAAGUAUGUUAGAAAGAUGUGUGGAUAAAAUGGAGCGUGAUAGGCUCGUUAUGUUCAUCAAUAAACUUAUCCUCCAUCAUAAGAAUGUUAGAGAAAUUGUAGAUGCAGGUGGUGUCAGAAUAUUUGUUGAACUGAUGACACUGGCUCAUCUGCACACCUCAAGAGCUGUGAUACCCACCCAGACAAAUGUUAUAGAGGCCGGUCCUGGCAUGCAAAUUGUGCAGGAGAAAGAAUGGCACUACUUGAGGAGUACAGAAGAGGGUAGACAAGGACCUAUUAGCUUCAAUGAGAUGAAAGACCUCUUCAAUAAAAACGAAAUAAAUCCAAGAACAAGAUGUUGGGCAAUGGGCCUUGAUGGUUGGAAGGCUCUCGCUCAGUUACCCCAAUUGAAAUGGACACUUAUCGCCAAAGGGCAACAAGUGUUGAAUGAGAGUGAAUUGGCGACAUACUUAUUGAAAAUUCUGAUCAAAAUGUGCGAAUAUUAUCCUAGCAGGAACAAAGAUGAUGCGAUCAUACGACCCCUACCCAAGGUCAAACGUAUCCUAUCGGAACCCACUUGUUUGUCGCAUAUAGUUCAACUUCUCUUAACUUUCGAUCCGAUACUGGUAGAGAAAGUUGCUUGUCUGCUAUUCGAGGUGAUGAAAGAUAAUCCCGAGAUAUCGAAGGUUUACACCACAGGGGUUUUCUUCUUCAUUUUGAUGUACACUGGAAGUAACGUACUUCCGAUCGCCAAGUUUCUGCAACUCACCCAUAUGAAACAAGCGUUCAAAUCAGAUGACAAUUCUUCAGAUAUAAUGCAAAGGAGUAUAUUGGGACAACUAUUGCCAGAAGCCAUGGUGUAUUAUUUGGAGAAUCAUGGUGCUGAUAAGUUCGCUCAGAUAUUCUUAGGCGAAUUCGAUACACCUGAGGCCAUCUGGAACACUGAAAUGAGGAGAAUGCUGAUUGAAAAAAUAUCUGCUCACAUCGCCGAUUUCACCCCUCGUUUGAGAAGUCACACAAUGGCUAGAUACGUAUAUAUUCCUAUACCGGCAGUUCGGUACCCUCAGCUCGAGCAUGAACUGUUCUGCAACAUAUUCUACCUGCGACAUCUCUGCGAUAUAACAAAGUUCCCAGAUUGGCCCAUACCCGAUCCAGUUAUGUUAUUGAGAAACGUACUGGAAGCUUGGAAGUCGGAGGUUGAGAAGAAACCUCCGAUUAUGACGGUGGAAGAAGCCUAUAAAACAUUGGAAUUGAACGGAACCCAACACGAGGAGUCUGCAAUUCGAAAGGCUUAUUAUCGUUUGGCUACUAUUUAUCACCCGGAUAAGAAUCCGGCUGGAAGGGAACAAUUUGAAGCCGUCAAUCAAGCGUACGAAUUUUUAUGUAGCAGGAGCAGUUGGAAUGCGGAUGGGCCCAAUCCUCACAAUAUAGUGCUCAUCUUACAAACCCAGAGUAUUUUGUUCCAUCGUUACUCUCAAGAAUUGCAUCCUUAUAAAUACGCUGGGUAUCCCCAGCUUAUAAAGACCAUCAAACUUGAAACGGAGGACGAUCAAUUAUUUUCGAAGAGUGCACCUUUACUUUCUGCUGCAAGUGAACUUGCCUACUUCACAGUGCACUGUUCGUCUUUGAAUGCGGAGGAAUUAAGAAGGGAAAACGGUUUAGAGGUACUCUUAGAUGCAUACACAAGAUGCGUCAAUGUUUUGAGUAAGUCUUCCAAACACAACGACGUUGCUGUUCAUGUCUGUAUGCAUAUUACGAGAUGCUUCAGUGUUGCCGCGAAAUUCCCCGCCUGUAGGGAAAAAAUGGUUGAUCUCAAACAGUUGGUUAGAGAUCUUUGCAGGAUUUUGUAUUUCAAACACCUCACAAGACUUUGCUCGGUAGCAACUGAGUGUGUAAAGGCUCUCUCGAUAGACUCGAUACUUCAACUGGAACUGUUGAAAUCAGGAGCGCUAUGGCAUCUGUUACUAUUCAUGUUCAACUACGAUUUCACAUUAGACGAAGGAGGGGUCGAGAAAAGUGAAGACGCCAAUCAGCAAGAAGUAAGCAAUAGAUUGGCAAAGGAAGCUGUUAAGGCUUGCGCUGCAUUGGGGGGCUAUUUACAAGGGGAAAACCAACCACCUGCAAAUAAUUUAUGCAGAAGUAUUCUGGAGUCUCUCUUGACAGAAUAUCUGGCCAAUCAGCUUGGAAACGAUGAUCACCCAGAAGUGAUACUGAAAACUUUGAAUAGCAAUAGCGAAUCUCCUUAUCUCGUAUGGGAUAACAGUACAAGAGCCGAACUCAUAGAUUUCCUGGAAAAUCAGAGAGAUUCUAGAGGCGAUCCUGAUUUAACUGUUGUGAACGAUUUCAAAUAUUCGGCACACAAGGAUGAACUUAGAAUUGGAGGAAUAUUCAUUAAGAUGUAUAACGAACAACCUGCAUACAUCAUCAAGGAUCCUAAAGACUUCACAACUCAUCUGGUGAAGUUCAUUUCCGAGCAGUACCCGUUCAUACGUAACCUAGAAGAUAUCGCAAUUUCGGUGUCGAUAGAAAAUAGGCUGAAACAAACUGUGAUGGCUCUGGAAGCCUUAACCAAUGUGAUAAGAAACAAUAGCGGCGUCGAAACGCACUGCAUAGGGCACUUUCAACUAUUCUUCGGCCUACUCCACGUCAACUAUACACCAAUACAAAAGGGUGCACUCAAUGUUAUUGCUGUUGUUACUAGAACCAACGAGUGCAUUAACGAUAUCGCUUCGGUAGAGGUCCUAGGAUACCUAUUAUCGCUGCUAUACACUCUGCAGGAGCAACAGUUACAAAUUUUGGCUGUGCUGAACGCCCUCAUGUCAACCACGAAGAUUGUUAAAGAAGCUCUGGGAAAAGGGGCAGUUGUUUAUUUAUUAGAUCUGUUUUGCAAUUCUAACGACCACAAUAUACGUCAAACCUGCGCCGAACUUUUGGCGAAAAUGACGUCUGACAAGUUGGUGGGUCCUAAAGUGAGGUUAGCUCUUGGUGCAUUCCUACCUCCGAUAUUCGCCGAUGCGAUGAGGGACAGUCCCGAGACCGCUGUUAGUAUGUUCGAAUCUCAACAUGAACAUCCCGAAUUGAUUUGGGAUCAAGAUUCGAAAGAUAGAGUAUGUUUAGCUGUUGCCAGGUUACGUAAAGAGCAUCAUAUGGAACAAAUCGUUGCUCCUUCCACUCCAUGGAAGAUGCCAGAUACAAACGGCCUCUCUAACUUUUCAAAUCCGAACGAAGUAAUGGUUGGUGGUGUUUACCUCAGGAUUUUCAUAGCUAAUCCAUCGUGGACGUUACGGAAACCGAAAGAGUUCCUUUCGGAGUUGCUGGAGACUUGCCUUUCCCUUAUGGCAAAGGAUAAACCAAAUGUGGAUUUAUUGGAAAUAUCAACUACAGCUUUAUGUUCGUUAGUCCAAACACAACCGGCACUUCUAGAUUUCAUUCCAGCGAUGGGACAUAUUCCGAGGCUUUGCAGGCAAAUGGGAUCCAAUAUUAGGCAGAUUUGUGUCCCCAAAUCAGCCAUUUUGAUCUUCCAUUCUUUGUCUCUCAGCACCAUAUGCAUCCAUGCUAUUGCCCAAACAGAUUGUAUGCAUUCGCUGAAAAAAGCAAUGCAGGUGCGGAAAGAUAUGGUUGCCGUCGCUUGUGAAGCGCUAAGUCGACUUUUCUCCAACAAUCAAGAACAGCUGGUGAAACAAGCUCUAGAAGCCGAUUUUGUACAGUUCCUAUUAAAUUUACUCGAAGCACGGCUUGAGCUGAUCGAUAAUCCAGCCAUGACAAAAGCGCAAAUCGUUAAGGCGCUGAAGUCGAUGGGAAGAAGUUUAUUAUAUGGAGAUAGAAUAAACGCGAUACUUGAGAAGAGUUCCAUUUGGGCAGAGUUCAAGGACCAAAAACACGAUCUCUUCAUUUGUAAUUCUCCUGUGGCCGGAUAUCUCACAGCUGGAACACCAACUGUUGCCGGAUAUCUAACCCAAGGUCCUAGUAACAAAGUUUCUGUUGCACCACCACCAAUUGAUAAGGAAGAUCCAGUUCUUAAUUUUGAUUUACCUUAGUGUCAUCAACAGCAGGAAUUAAACUGGUUAUUUAAUCUUUACAUUUAUUGCAGUAUUUUUUAACUGUAUAUACAUAUUAUUCCGUGAUUCAAAAUUUUAUAUUAUGUAUAGACAUUCCCAAGACUAAGCAAUAGGUAUCUUAGCAGUGUCGACUGCAAGACAACCGAAAUGUAUAAAAUCACAUUGUACAAAUGCAUUAAAUUUAAGCCAAAAGUACUGUGUAUACUUUAAUUAAAUUAUUUAUAGAGAACAAAAAUUUAUAUUUUCUCUAUCAAAAUAUCGAGUGUAUCUCUUUCCUUUGUUUCCACAUUCUUAAUCCAUUUAUAAUGAAAUAAAUAUUUCUCAAUCA
Molecule: messenger RNA, 7247 nt
Organism: Coccinella septempunctata (seven-spotted ladybird)
Lineage: Eukaryota; Metazoa; Arthropoda; Insecta; Coleoptera; Coccinellidae
Gene: Rme-8
Product: dnaJ homolog subfamily C member 13
Exons: 30
Coding region: 158-6898 (2246 amino acids)
Biological process (GO): endosome organization; regulation of early endosome to late endosome transport; receptor-mediated endocytosis
Cellular component (GO): endosome membrane
Source: RefSeq, a predicted model, not a curated record